Molecule: messenger RNA, 2981 nt
Organism: Elgaria multicarinata webbii
Lineage: Eukaryota; Metazoa; Chordata; Lepidosauria; Squamata; Anguidae
Gene: CLCN1
Product: chloride voltage-gated channel 1
Exons: 23
Coding region: 127-2976 (949 amino acids)
Biological process (GO): transmembrane transport; chloride transport
Cellular component (GO): plasma membrane
Molecular function (GO): voltage-gated chloride channel activity
Source: RefSeq, a predicted model, not a curated record
CAGUAAACCUUUAGUCAGAGCACUCAGACAACCUCUCUCUUGUCCUGUUCCAUGAUCCUGCAACGGAGGCAGAAGGGAAGACACCUCCCCCGCAAUGCCCAGUUUCCUCCUUUAUAAACAUUGGAUAUGACUGGGAACACCCCUCCCCAAAAGACAUUAUGCUAUCAGCAGACCCUGCUCUAUGGGCGGUACACAGAGCAACUCCCCAACCUUUCCCAGAAGGAAGCGGAUGAACUCCUGAGUGAGAAGAAGUCCCACGGCAAUGGCCAGGGCCCCCUGAAGCGGAGCAGUCAGGCCGAAAUCAAAGAGGAGCACUACUCCAAGUGCCAUGCUUGUGCUAAGAACAUCAAGAAAUAUGUUACCAAGAAGCUGGGAGAAGACUGGAUAUUCUUGAUCCUCUUGGGUCUUGUAAUGGCACUGGUGAGCUGGGGAGUAGAUUAUGCCAGCGCCAAGAGCCUGCAAGCUUACAAGUGGAUGUACAAAGAGCUGCACCCAAGUGUCCCUAUGCAGUACCUGGCCUGGGUCACCUACCCCCUCAUCCUUAUCCUUUUCGCUGCCCUCUUCUGCCAACUUGUCUCUCCGCAGGCCGUGGGCUCUGGGAUCCCUGAACUGAAAACUAUUAUGCGGGGAGUCGUCCUCAAGGAAUACCUGACACCUAAAGCUUUUCUGGCCAAAGUUGUAAGCCUGACAGCUGGCCUGGGAAGUGGGAUACCGGUUGGGAAAGAGGGCCCUUUUGUGCACAUUGCCAGCAUCUGUGCUGCCAUCCUCAGCAAGUUCAUGUCCAUCUUCUGCGGUGUAUAUGAGCAGCCAUAUUAUUACACAGACGUCCUGACUGUGGGAUGUGCAGUGGGGGUUGGCUGCUGUUUCGGGACACCACUUGGAGGCGUUCUCUUCAGCAUUGAAGUCACUUCCACCUACUUUGCCGUUCGGAACUACUGGCGUGGAUUCUUUGCAGCCACGUUCAGUGCCUUCGUUUUCCGGGUCUUUGCUGUCUGGAACAAAGAUGCAGUCACCAUCACAGCCCUGUUCAGAACAAACUUUCGUAUGGAUUUUCCCUUUGACCUGCAGGAGCUGCCGGCUUUUGCUGUAAUAGGGAUCUGCUCUGGUUUCCUUGGGGCCUUUUUCGUUUACUUCAACCGGCAGGUGGUUUUGUGUGUCCGCCGACAUACAGCUCUAAGUCAGUUCCUAACCAAAUAUCGCCUUGUAUAUCCAGCGGUGAUAACGUUCCUGAUAGCAUCUUUGACAUUCCCCCCAGGCUUUGGACAGUUUAUGGCUGGUGAGCUGAUGCCCAGGGAAGCGAUCAGCAGUCUCUUUGAUAACUUCACUUGGGUAAAGCACACAGAGGACCCCCAGAUCCUUGGGAGGUCUGCAGUCUGGAUCCAUCCCCAUGUCAGUGUGUUUGUCAUCAUCCUUCUCUUCUUCCUCAUGAAGUUCUGGAUGUCUGUCAUCGCCACGACCAUGCCGAUACCCUGUGGAGGCUUCAUGCCUGUGUUUGUGCUGGGGGCUGCCUUUGGACGCCUGGUGGGUGAAAUCAUGGCCUGGCUUUUCCCUGAUGGGAUUCUCUUUGAUGGCAUAGUUUACAAAAUCUUGCCUGGAGGUUAUGCAGUGAUUGGAGCCGCAGCGCUGACGGGUGCCGUGAGUCACACGGUGUCCACAGCAGUGAUUUGCUUCGAGCUGACAGGUCAGAUCUCCCACAUCCUGCCCAUGAUGGUGGCCGUCAUCCUCGCCAACAUGGUGGCCCAGAGUUUGCAGCCGAGCCUCUACGACAGCAUCAUUCAAGUGAAGAAGUUGCCUUAUCUGCCAGACUUGGGCUGGAAUCAAAUAAGCAAAUACAACAUCUUUGUUGAGGAUAUUAUGGUGUGUGACGUAAAAUUCAUCUCCUCCACUUGCAAAUACCGGGAUCUGCAGGAGGUUCUCCAGAACUCUACUGUGAAGACCUUCCCUUUGGUGGAUUCACCGGAGUCCAUGAUCCUCAUGGGCUCAGUUGAGCGACCGGAGCUUCAGGCCCUCCUGCUCAGGCACCUCAGCUCUGAGAGACGCCUGCGCCUUGCCAAGGAGAUGCAGCAAAAGUUGUCCGCGUCGCCGUACGACGGGCACAGGUGGAAGCACGAAUCAUUUGCUUUUGUGGAUGAAGAUGAGGAGGAAGAGGAAAAGACGGAGCUUCCACAGCAGCCCGCUUUCACCUCCAGUCAUCCAGAAGAACCAAAUGGCCCAGUGACUCCUCGCAAGCCAUUGCCAGAGACACCCGCACCGCACGAAGCUCCAAGCCGGAGAUUCUGGCGCUUGAGGAGACUGAUCCAGCAGCUCCUGUGCCUUUAUCAGCCUCAGCCAGAGACAGUGGAGCAGGAGUCCGCAGAGGUUGAAGACCCAAUGAAGCCAGAGGAGAUAGAAGCUUGGGAGCAGGAGGAGCUAGAGAAAGAGGUGUGCUUCGACAGCUGUCGCAUAGACCCUUCCCCCUUUCAGCUGGUGGAGAGGACAUCCCUGCACAAGACACAUACCUUAUUCUCAUUGCUGGGACUCAGCCAUGCCUAUGUGACCAGUAUGGGGAAGCUAAGAGGCGUGAUUGCACUGGAAGAGCUCCAGAAAGCGAUUGAGGGCACCACAAGCUCUGGCGUCCACCUCCGUCCUCCCCUUGCGAGCUUCCGUGACACCACCCGGACCUCAAGCAGCAAGGAGCAGGCCAAAUGGGCCGCACAGAUGUGGAGCACACAGAACAGCAACGCAGCACCUGGGGGAACCACAGUGGACUCGGGGACAGAGAGCUCAGUGGCCCCUAGCUCUUUCCCACAACCAUCUCCCACCCCUCAUGAAGGGGCGGGGAUUCGCUCCACCUCCGUUGCUGAUAUGGAACUGGAGGAAAUGGAGCUUUCUGGCCCAGCUGCUGAAAACAUCUCCGACAUCCUCAAGGACCUCAACCUGCACUCCACAGACCUGGAUGAGGACGAGGACGAUGAGGAUGACGACGUGCCGCUAUAACUGUC